Messenger RNA from Spirometra erinaceieuropaei, 4497 nucleotides. Lineage: Eukaryota; Metazoa; Platyhelminthes; Cestoda; Diphyllobothriidea; Diphyllobothriidae. The record is from the annotation of a GenBank genome assembly.
AUGGAUCCUGACGAGACUCCGUACCAGGGUUUUUUUUACGAUUCCCAAUCAUCGGACAUCGUCGCCAAAGUUGUAUUUAAUAUAUUUAUUUUUGUUUCGAUCGUGUUGUCAAUUUCCUGGGUGCUGAGUCGUCGGGUAAGACAAUUUUCAUAUCUUACAAUCGGUAGCGUUCGAGUUCGUUGCCGAUUUUGGAUGAGAACUUUCCAGAUGUUUCCAUGAUCCUCAAAGGGCGCGACGUCAUGCAUCUCGCGAGAUAUCGUACUGAUAUCCCAAAUGAGGUUCUUUAUGUCCAUACUGGAUCUCAGUACAUCUGUAUGGUGAAAAAAUGGUAUCUUAUGGAGCAAGUUCGCCAAAAUACUGCCCAUUUAAGGGUUUUCUCAAGAGCUCCAGGUUAGUUACACUUCUUUCUCUGUUCUUGUUUCCGAAGAGUUUAUUUUAUUGAAGUAGCCAAUUUAUGAGAUCCCUUAUGGCACAUUCUUGUCCUAGACAAGGAACUUCCUUUGCUAUCAAUUUUAAAUGCAGUCUGCUGCGGUCACCUCCAACUGGCCUCAUUUUCACGUAUCUGAGACAACCCGAUCAGUCAUCAGUUAUUUUAUUCUAUCAUUGAGCAUCCUGCUUCCUAAUUCGAGCUGUGCUCUUGCUGAUAAAAUCUCUUCCCCGAUCUAAAUAACAGCUUUCCCCAAAGUUGUACUCUGACGCAGGAGCGAAAUUCACUAACAAUAAGUUUCCAUUUCGGCGCGAAUGCUGUCGCGCAAACUACCCGUCUUGUUUUUAUGUUCACGGAAUCCGUAUUACUAUUACUUAAUUCCGUUUUCGACCUCUUAUGAAAGUAGGUCUCUUCAAGUCCUUCUCACUAUUUGUGUUUUGUUUUCUCGAUUUUCAUCGCGGACAGAAUAGAUGGGGAAGCGUGUCCGAGUCUUUGACUACGAAUAUAAUAAAACAACUGUGGAAACAAAGGAAACCAUCCAUUUGGCAUUUAGAGUUCACAUUUUCAUACUGAAACGACAACCGCACAUAGUCAAUCAGUCAUGUUCAACAAAUCUGCACGAAGAGCAGGUAACAUGCCCACAGGAAACCUAUGGACGCCGCGAUUGGCAGUCCUAGACAUCAAUGGGAGGUCCUAAAGCGCAAAUAAUCCAACGAAGUUGAACUGGGUAACCACAGCUGUCCUUCCAAUUCGUGAAUUUCUUUUCUUAGUACCCUUUCUGUCAUUUUACCCCCGAAGCAAGCAACGGUGCUUCACUAACAAAAUACUUUAUUUCAGGAAACUAAGAUAAUGAGUGGCAUGCAGUGAUGGUCUUUUCUGUUAUCGUCUUCCCGAAAGCCUUUUUUGUUUGACGCCUUUCUUUAGAGAACGUACGAAGGGACUGGCGCGGUUUGACAUUUUCCGACCAAUUCACUCCUGGCUACAGCGAUUUUCGUACUCUCUUCGACCUUUCUUUGCUGAAUUUUCCCACUUUCGCUCAUAUCGGCGGCGCCCGCUUCGGACUCCAACUCUUUGCCCACUUUCUUGAACGUCAACAGUCCACUCAGCUAUCUGCCCCUGAGUUCAAUCUUUUGGCGCUGCAUGUCUUAUGUGCGACUGCCUUACUGCGUACGGAACCCGGGAAACCGAUAGACCAGGCCACUGACGAGACAGAAAAAGUGAUUCUCGGUCUGGACAGGCUGCUUCAUAGUCUCCUGCAAAUUCACGUGGAUGGUAAGCUUCGAUCCGGCGUGGAGCCUGAUGUCAGCAUGACGGCAAUAUUCAAGGCAGCAGACGCGCUUUUCAAUCCAAUAAUUCUGUUGGAAAUUGAGAGGGUCACUGCCGCCAAGUUGGAAGAACAGUCCGAACAGGAGGAAGAGGCUGACGGUUGGAAUUUUGUUUCCCCUUCGCGGUGCGCUUGGACAACCAGUCUUCUAUCGCAUCUGCUUUCCUACAAGUCCCUACUGGAAGAGGAGGAAGGCACUGACUUCUCCUUCCUCACACUGCGCCACAUUUCGCACAGCCUCUUGGAGAUUCUCUUGUUGGGGCGGCAUACUCUGGCAGUCUGCCUGCACACCUGUUUGACAGUCUUGGCUGAAAGGCCGGACUGGCGGGCCCACCUCCGCAAAGAGCUUGCCGCACAUGCCGUCGGAUGCCAACGCAGAGGGGUAUCCGCGGAAACACAGCUCACGGUAAGAUUUUUAUUUCACCGAGAUCACCUUCCAAGUUACCACCCAGCAAGACGAGUUGGAUGAGUGCAUCGCUUUCGCUAACGGGGUCGCAAUCCCGCAUAUCACAGACUGGACACUGUCGGGUUAACAAUAGGGUUUUCAAGGCCCUUUUUAAAGGCAACCCCACUCCAAAAUAACUCUUUUUGCGGGAAACUCCACCAGAAAGAACUCAUUUCUACCCGGAAAGUUGGUUCCAGGAAAGGACAGCCCUAGUACCAACAGUCACACCGCAAUACCCAUAGCGAAUGCGAGGAACCUGUUCGCACCCUAUCUAAGGUAGACACGUCAUAGAUGAAAGCCAAAUUCAGUAAGACCAUAACUGAUGGUGCUUGCAGCGUGACUCCGAGUUAAUUAUUUUUUAGUCCUUUCAGGCAGAUUAGACGAAGAAGCGUUGGGUCCUGUCAACCACUGCGCAUUGAUCGACGGGUUGAUUUAUGCUGACGUAGCGGUCUAAAUAGCCAAUCGUGCCGAGUGCCAGUCAGUGCAAUAUCCAAGAGACGGACUCCACAAUGUUCUGAAAGCCUCCGAAUUGUUCGUGCGCGGACGCACCAGUCUGAAUUAGUGAACUGUUAGCAAUCCUGGUAAAAACCCUCAUAGCCUUUGGACCACUGGCGAUAGCUCAAUUUAUCAUGAUUUAAGAUCAGCUUUACAAUUUUGGCGCCUGACUUUGCCCGCGAGUGUAACAAGGAUACACUCCAGUCCUGGUGGCUAAGAAAGCCAAAGCCUGAUCAAACAAUUGACCUAACCGUAAUCACAUCCACCAUGCGGUAACUGAUAGCCCACCACGGUGUAGUGAACAUUUGUUCUACCUAUUUGGUUGUCGCCGAAAGGUCUAAAAGUGAACGGUCAGGAUCGAAACAAGUAAUAGGCAGGUGUAGGUCCUAGUAUAACUCGUAUGUUUCAGGGCGACCUACGUGUCGUCAUUCUUGCCACACCCAUGCGCGAGGAUGUACGGAUAGCCAGUUUGAUUGACGAUAAAACUACAUGCUCGAUUGCAAGCGAGUGCAUCACUCUGAUCACCCCUGCGUCUCAACGAGGUUGUGCUAUGAGCAGUGGUCACACCCGGUAACCCUACGAGGGUAGUCUGGUGAACUUGUCUGUGGGUAUAUUAUAGGAGGGAUCCGCCACUGCAUCAGAGCCCAUCACCAUUUGCUGGCGCUGGAACUCGAUUGAAUUUAAGAAAGAAGACAUCAUACUCCACAGACCUCUCGCUAUAAACCAACGCGAUGACAAGUCACCACCGCUUCCUGUGGGGCAUUGGUGACCACCAUCAUGCCCGGGGAACGAUCAUCCACCCGCGGUCUGUUUCAGAAGCUCGUUGAUCUAGCUGCUAACCCUUAGCAUUGCUCAGAUGUCGAGCGAACGUUGGUUAUAGGGCCAGGAGAUAGAGACAACAAAGGCACGUGGCGACGCAACUGGUAACGCAACUUACACAAAUGUUUGACGAGACUGCAGUAACUAAACUAGCAGCCCCAUUCCAGCGAAAUCUCAGAGAUUCGACGGGUACGGCUUAGCAAACACCGCCAGCACUAACUUCUAACAGUCGGGCCCAGCCCUAUCAAGCUCUAACGGCCGCUAAUGCAUCGGUUCGGCAUGCCCAGACCCCUAGAGCUCAACUAUCAGACAGCUAAAAGGUUUGCGACUGCCCAAUCCUCUGUUGUCACAAGAAUGUACCGCUCAUAAAACCCCUAUGCAAGACAAAUUUUGAGCAAACACUUUGAAACGUGUAAAAACUUGCACCAUACGUUCUCCGCCUUGCAGGACGACUGCCUUGAAGUGGAAGUUGACUGCCUGCCCUGGACCAAGGCGUUGUGCCUGGAGACCCUACGAUUCACGGUGGCCGGUUGGCCAUUCGAUGCACUGUUCGAGGCCACACGGGACGGUCAGAUCUCCGACCACAACUACAACGCCGGUGACCUCAUACUCCUCAAUGAGCCGCUAGUCUUUCACGACCCCGGUGUCUGGUUUGGUGCCGCAGAUAGGUCAGCCGCCGAGGUUUACGACUCAGUAGGCAGCCAAAAACGCCCUUUUAACCCCUUCAAUUUUGCAGACCUGCACAGCUCGACAACUGCCUACCUUGUUUCAAACCUGCUACUCAGUUCGGGUGUCUGCCAGCCGCCACGUACUUUCAUUUACCGACUGUUCCUGGCCACGCUGGUGGAACUCUUCGGGAGGGGUUGGGAGUUUGAGGUGGACGGCCCACUCCCCUGUCCCCAAAACCUAAAUGACCCUGCCUGCAGGUUCCACGCCCUCGGACGCACCCUACCCGCUUUGACUUUAUUACGCUCAAAUUCGCAGUAA